AUGAGGGAUGAAAAGAUAAGAAUCUACUCUAACGAUACCACGAUAAUUUGCAUGCACAUUGUAGAUUCCAGGUCUAGUAUCAAGCCUGAGUUGAUUGUCAGCAGCUGGAAGGAUUUUGUAAUCUGCAAAUACCAAAGGGCAUAUCUCUAUGGGGAUAGGCUACAUUCGUUCACCCAGAUCGUCUGGCAGAGUUACAUAGCUACGAUUGCCCCAAAGGAGCUUUAUAAAUCUGAAGUCUUACUAGGAGACCUAACCUGCAACUUUCAAUAUACAGUGACGAUUCUAGAAGAUACUCAAUGCCGUCUUUAA
This is a messenger RNA of Kuraishia capsulata CBS 1993, 309 nucleotides long. RefSeq lists its product as uncharacterized. The record is from RefSeq and is a predicted model, not a curated record. The transcript has a single exon. Lineage: Eukaryota; Fungi; Ascomycota; Pichiomycetes; Pichiales; Pichiaceae. The coding region runs from base 1 to 309 and encodes 102 amino acids.